This is a messenger RNA of Anopheles maculipalpis, 848 nucleotides long. RefSeq names its product gamma-butyrobetaine dioxygenase-like. The record is from RefSeq and is a predicted model, not a curated record. Bases 1 to 831 code for a protein of 276 amino acids. The transcript is spliced from 2 exons. Lineage: Eukaryota; Metazoa; Arthropoda; Insecta; Diptera; Culicidae.
AUGUCACUUCUUCGCUGUGUAGCAAAGCUUAACAGAACGAUCGGAUCGUCAACGCUCUUAACUGCCGUGACCUCAAGUGCUGGUUUUAAUUUUAGCAAUCUCAAUCGCAAUCAUACCACCACGCAUUCCGGCACACAUCCGUUUCGAACAGUCGCAUCUUCGUCAUCACCACUGCCCGUAGUAGAUCGUAGCGAACCCUCGGAAGAUCCACCGAAUGGUUCGAGGGUAAAGUCCACCCGGCUUGUGGUACAAGAGUCGACGUCAUCAAGACGCCAGAUAAGGGAAGCCACCGUCGAUACGAACCGCUCGCGUGUGGUGCUUCGAGUGGACACGGAACGGUACGAGUUCCCAGCAGUUUGGUUGCGCGAUAACUGCCAGUGUGAGCGAUGCUUCCAUGACGGAUCUUCUAGCCGGGUGCUGGACUGGGAACGGUUCGAUGUGGAUCGGGUAAAGGUGUUGCAGGUGCGUGUGGUGGACGCUGGUCAUUCGUUGGAAUUGGUUUGGGGACACGAAGCAAUUGAAGAUGGCCAUCGAUCGGUGUACGAUCUGGAUUGGCUUUUGAAGCGAAGUUUUAGGGAGCAGGACACUGAACGCUAUCUGAAAGAGUGGUACCGUCCCGAACCGGUCGUUUGGGGUGUGGAUGGCUUUGGGGAGGUGUUGAAGGAGUUUUCGUUUGAGGAAGUUCUGCGGGAUGAUGGGGCGUUGAAGUGCUGGAUCGAAGCGUUGAUUGCGUACGGUGUGGUCAUGAUCAAGGACGCUCCAUUGACGGAGAAAGAAUGUAGACGGUUGGCCGAUCGGGUUGGAUUCAUUCGGAAAACACAUUACGGGUAAAAACUUAUCGUAAAAGA